Molecule: messenger RNA, 3384 nt
Organism: Chara braunii
Lineage: Eukaryota; Viridiplantae; Streptophyta; Charophyceae; Charales; Characeae
Source: the annotation of a GenBank genome assembly
CUCGUGCAGCCACAUCUAUGCUCAAGCUUCCAACUAGAGGAUAUGUAGAAGUUGCAUCCACCUUCAGAUCGGGUCGCUGGUGUCUGUCGCCAGCGCGAAGAAGCUUUUUCAUAAUUGGAUUGGAAUCUCUGUGUGAGGGCAAGUAUGAAGAGAAAGCAGGAGGAAGAAGAUGGAGACGCCAUCGCUAAUUGCUUGGACUCUAGUGCGGGGGCCGUUCGAGUGAAACCACGCAAUAGUGUUGGUGGCCAUGGCGAUGGCAUUAUGGAUCGAGGGGGGGGAAAGGCGGCGGAGAAGAUGACAACGGUUAUGCCGGGGGAAGCGCAAACUGCCGUCAUCGCCGGCGGCGGCGGCGCCGCCGGGGCGGCGAUUGUAAAUGGCAACGACGAUGGCGGCGGCGGGGGGGGGGAAUUGCAAUCGACGACGGAUCCAACGCGAUCUUCGACGGGACAGGAUGCGGAGCGUACGUGCACGCAUGACGUGGUAUUUCCUGAGGGUUAUGUGGCCCCCCCGCCAAAACCCCCAUCUAAGGAACCGGCCAAAAAGUACCCUUUUACUCUCGAUCCGUUCCAGAGAGAGGCCAUUAAGUGUUUGGAGGCAGAAGAAUCCGUCAUGGUGUCUGCACACACGUCAGCAGGAAAGACAGUUGUGGCCGAGUACGCCAUUGCAAUGUCGCUGCGAAACAAUCAAAGGGUGGUAUACACGUCACCAAUCAAGGCGCUGAGCAACCAGAAGUACAGAGAAAUGUGUUCCGAGUUUAUGGAUGUGGGGUUAAUGACAGGAGAUGUCACAAUAUCACCAGAAGCUUCUUGUUUGGUAAUGACAACAGAGAUUUUACGGAGCAUGCUGUAUAACGGGUCUGCACUGUUAAGGGAAAUUGCCUGGAUCAUAUUUGACGAAGUGCACUAUCUACGUGAUAAGGAACGGGGAGUUGUGUGGGAGGAGAGUAUUGUCAUGGCUCCCAAGAAUGCGCGAUUUGUCUUUCUGUCUGCUACAGUUCCAAAUGCUCGCGAGUUUGCCGAGUGGGUUGCAAAGGUUCAUGGGCAGCCCUGCCACAUUGUGUACACAGAUUUCCGGCCCACCCCUCUGCAGCAUUACAUUUUUCCGUCAGGUGGAGAUGGACUGUACUUGGUUGUCGAUGAGAAGGGGACGUUCAGAGAAGACAAUUUCCACAAGGCUAUCGUGGCCAUGGGAGCCAACGGGGCAAGGAAGGAGGGUGAGCGGCGGAACGGUAAGGAGCAGAAAGUGGCCUUCGAUGAGAAAAGCGAUAUUUUCAAGAUAACGAAGAUGAUCAUGCAGCGGCAAUAUGACCCUGUGAUUGUUUUCAGCUUCAGCAAGAAGGAUUGCGAAGCGCUGGCCACACAGAUGUCGAAGUUGGAUUUGAACGACCAGGAUGAGAAGAAGCUCGUGGAAGGAAUCUUCUGGAAUGCGAUGGACAUAUUGUCAGAAGAUGACAAAAAGCUGCCGCAGGUGACGACAAUGCUUCCCUUGCUGAGAAGGGGUAUUGGCAUUCAUCACUCAGGGCUUCUGCCAAUCCUUAAAGAGGUUAUAGAAAUCCUCUUUCAGGAAGGUCUCCUCAAGAUGCGGUGCUGGAUUAGUAUGUACUUUCGAAGGGAGGCAUGCAGCGCAUUCUACUUGAACUACACACUGGUCCUUAAUCAACUGCGAUGCGAGGAAAGCGACCCUGAGAAGCUCAUCAGGCAAAGUUACCGGCAGUUCCAAGCGGAUAGGGGUCUACCUGCGCUGAAGCGGAAGAUUGAGGAAAUGGAAGAGGAGCUGUCCAAUUUUGCAAUUCAAGAAGAAGCUGAAGUGAAGGAAUAUUACACUUUGAGGGAACAGGAGAGGAAAUUGAAACAGGACAUCCGGGAUGUGGUUUUGGCCCCGAAGAAUGCGCUCCCAUUCCUGCAACCGGGGCGAAUUGCACGCAUAUACGUUGAUCACAAUGCAGUGAAGGAUGCGAGAGAGAUUCCCGGCGAAGAAAGCACAGCAUGGGGAGUCAUUGUAAAUUUUGAGAAGAAUCCGACCAAGCAGCAGAAGCAGGAAGAUGCGCAAGAUGGAGCUAUGGUUCUAGCGAGUAGCCAGCAAUAUAUAGUGGAUAUGGUGGUGCACUGUGCACUUGAUGGGGGCGAUAGCGAUACUCGGAGCGGAAGAAAGAAAAUCGCAAAACCGGUUCCUCAUGGCCAGAAGGGUGAGCCGGUUGUUGUUGCUCUUCCUUUGUCUCAGAUUGAAGCGUUGAGCUCGGUGCGUGUAUAUAUUCCCAAGGAUCUUAGGCCAUUGGAAAACCGGGAGCAUGUGUCGAAGAUUUUGCGAGAGGUCUUUCAGCGGUUCCCGAAUGGUUUGCAGUUGCUUGACCCUGAGGAAGAUAUGCAGGUUGAUGCAAAAGUGUACAGAAAAGCAGUUCGGAGAUUGGAAAUGGUUGAAGGAAUGUUGGCUGGGCACCGUCUUUCUUCUUCGCCUACACUAAGGAAGAGGCUUCGGCAAGUUAUGGAAAAAGAGGAUUUGGAAAAGAGGAUCAAACUGGCGAAACGUGAGCUCCGAUCUGUGCAGACGUUGAUUCUGAACGAUGAGCUCAAGGCCAGGAAGCGGGUACUUCGCCGGCUAGGGUAUACGAACUCAGAUGACAUUGUGCAAUUGAAAGGACGAGUAGCUUGUGAGAUAUCAUCUGCAGAUGAGCUGGUGGUCACGGAGCUCAUAUUCAACGGCGUGUUUAAGGACUUGACAGUUGAUCAGAUUGUUGCGAUGAUCAGCUGUUUUGUAUGGCGAGAGAGAAGCAGUUCUGCCUCUGGAAGAUUACCUAGGUUGAGGGAUGAGCUGGCUGUUCCAUUGAAUCUUCUGAGAGACUCUGCACGCAGAGUAGGGAAGGUGGCGGCGGAGUGCAAGAUAAUGAAACUAACAGAGGCAUUUGAAGGAAGCUUGAUCCGGGCAUUCAGAAGAGUAGAGGAGGUGCUUGGCCAGAUGGCAGCUGCGUCAAAGUCCUUUGGAGAGACUGAACUUCAGGCUAAGUUUGAAUUAGCCUCGGCUCAAAUCAAGCGCGACAUUGUGUUUGCGGCGUCUUUGUACUUGUAGUAGUAGUUUGAGAUUGUCAUGACGAUUAUUGUCUUCGGAAAAGAAUCCGAACACAGUUUUGUUCCUCUUCUCUUAAUUCUGAAGUUGCUAAAUUUGAGUUGUCAUGGUUCUGGAAUCAUUCAUAUGUGUCCUAUAUGGCUUCUCUGAAUCCCCUGCCAUACCCUCUCCCAUCCCUUCGGCGGUGUGGUCGUCUGCAUUGUGACUCAGCAGCACGCGGGAGUGCGAUAGGCCCGGUGCUGGUGGCCGUCUGCGAAAGCCAGGGGGAACUAUCGCACUUAGGGGGCCGCAGUAACCGUCUCUGUAUCGUCUGCACACGAAUAG